AUGCCUGAAGUUAAGGACGACGGAUUGUCGUUGUUGUUGAGGACUUCAGAAGGCAGCUUGGGCGGGCAGACCCAAGUGACAACACAACGUGUAUCACGGGCAAGACCGGCGGCAGUGGAUUCAUCAUCAUUGGACGGGCAACAAAGUGUAGUUACAUGUGAACGUGCAAACCGCACAACUGUGACGGAUAAUAUGUUAAAAGCAUUUUGGGAAAUGGAAAGCGAUCCACAGAUAGAAGCAAAAAUCGUGUCGGAGGAAGAAGAACGUCUACCACGCGGCGUGAUGAAACUGGGCGUUAUAUUGUUAGAUUACAUUUUAGGAAUAAGCCACCUUGUUUAA
This is a messenger RNA of Arctia plantaginis, 339 nucleotides long. The record is from the annotation of a GenBank genome assembly. NCBI's taxonomy places the organism in Eukaryota, Metazoa, Arthropoda, Insecta, Lepidoptera, Erebidae.